CAGCUAGGAAAUCACUCACACCCAGGCCUGCACCGAGUCCCCACAGCUCAGCCCAGGUUAGAGCCCUCCUGAAAGAGCCAGCAAACCAGUCAAGUCCUCGUCUUCCCCAGGGCCUCUGUUUUCCCAGAGGCAGCUGCUAGCACUCCCGACAUGUCUUACAGUGUCACUCUGACUGGGCCUGGGCCCUGGGGCUUCCGUCUUCAGGGGGGCAAGGACUUCAACAUGCCCCUCACUAUCUCCCGGAUCACACCAGGUAGCAAGGCUGCCCAAUCCCAGCUCAGCCAGGGCGAUCUCGUGGUGGCCAUUGACGGCAUCAACACAGACACCAUGACCCACCUGGAGGCCCAGAACAAGAUUAAGUCUGCCAGCUACAACCUGAGCCUCACCCUGCAGAAGUCCAAGCGUCCCAUUCCCAUCUCCACGGCAGCACCCCCAAUACAGUCCCCGCUGCCAGUGAUCCCCCAUCAGAAGGACCCUGCUCUGGACACGAACGGCAGCCUGGUGACUCCCAGCCCCAGUCCCGAGGCGAGGGACAGCCCGGGCAUCCCAGGCACCCUGGAGCUCAGGGGCACCUUUAACUCCUCCUUCUCCCAGACCUCUGUCUGCUCCUCACGCAUGGAGGCCUCCGAUCCUGGCCCUCCACAAAGCAGUCCAGGGGCCACGGCCAGCUCGGAGGGAGCACGGGCCCCACUCAACCCCAAAGUCCUGCCAGGCCCGAGCCAGCCGAGGCAAUAUAACAACCCCAUUGGCCUGUACUCAGCUGAGACCCUGAGAGAGAUGGCUCAGUUGUAUCAGAUGGGCCUCCGAGGCAAGACCUCGGGUGUCGGACUUCUAGGAGGGAGCCUCCCUGUGAAGGACCUGGCCGUGGACAGUGCCUCCCCGGUGUAUCAGGCUGUGAUCAAAAACCAGAACAAGCCCGAAGACGAGGCUGACGAGUGGGCACGCCGCUCCUCCAACCUGCAGUCUCGCUCCUUCCGCAUCCUGGCCCAGAUGACCGGGACAGAGUUCAUGCAAGACCCCAAUGAGGAGGCUCUGCGAAGAUCAAGUACCCCCAUUGAGCAUGCUCCAGUGUGCACCAGCCAGGCUGCCACCCCUCUGCUGCCCGCUUCUGCCCAGUCGCCUGCUGCUGCCUCGCCCAGUGCUGCCUCGCCACCCCUGGCCACAGCUGCUGUUGCCCAUGCUGCCACAGCCCCUGCCGCAGCCCCUGCCUCAAGCCUUGCGGACAGGCCAAGGCCUCAAGCCUCAGCAGCCACCUCUCCAGCACCCUCUGCCCAAACCAGCUACAACGAGGGUCCAGCUGCCCCCGCACCCAAAGCCCGGGUUGUCACCACUGCCAGCAUCAGGCCUUCUGUCUACCAGCCAGUGCCUGCAUCAACCUACAGCCCAUCCCCAGGAGCCAACUAUACGCCCACUCCCUAUACCCCCUCACCUGCUCCUGCCUACACCCCCUCGCCUGCUCCCACAUACACCCCCUCGCCUGCUCCCACAUACACCCCCUCGCCGGCUCCCACAUACACCCCUUCGCCGGCACCAGCCUAUACCCCCUCCCCCGCUCCGAGCUACAAUCCUGCGUCCUCCGGGGCCUAUAGCGGAGGCCCUGCAGAGUCUGCCAGCCGCCCCCCCUGGGUGACAGAUGACAGCUUCUCUCAGAAAUUUGCCCCUGGCAAGAACACCACCUCCAUCAGCAAGCAGACCUUGCCCAGGGGAGCCCCAGCCUAUAGCCCCACAGGUCCCCAGGUGACCCCGCUCUCCAGGGGCAUCGUCCAGAGAGCCGAGCGCUUCCCAGCUAGCAGCCGGACUCCGCUCUGCGGCCACUGCAACAACGUCAUCCGAGGCCCUUUCCUGGUCGCCAUGGGCCGUUCCUGGCAUCCGGAAGAGUUCAACUGUGCCUACUGCAAGACGUCCCUGGCAGACACGUGCUUCGUGGAGGAACAGAACAACGUCUACUGCGAGCGGUGUUACGAGCAGUUCUUCGCUCCGCUCUGUGCCAAGUGCAACACCAAAAUCAUGGGGGAAGUGAUGCACGCCCUGAGACAAACAUGGCACACCACCUGCUUCGUGUGCGCCGCCUGCAAGCAGCCUUUCGGGAACAGCCUCUUCCACAUGGAGGACGGAGAGCCGUACUGCGAGAAAGACUACAUCAAUCUGUUCAGCACCAAGUGUCAUGGGUGCGACUUCCCUGUGGAAGCUGGUGACAAGUUUAUUGAGGCCCUGGGACAUACCUGGCAUGACACCUGCUUCAUUUGUGCGGUCUGCCAUGUGAACCUGGAGGGGCAGCCAUUCUACUCCAAGAAGGACAAACCACUGUGCAAGAAGCAUGCGCACGCCAUCAAUGUGUAGCCGGGAAGACUGCUCCUGGCACCGACCAGAGGAGAUUCAAGGAAGCUGGCAUGUCUUUUGAAGAGAAGAAGGGAAGAGAGAGGAAGUGAUUGAGCCCUUUUGAAGUAUAAUUUUAGUCUUGUGUACACAAAUCGUGUAUUUGCAUAGUUCAGACUAGAAGCCCAAAGAAGAUUCUAAACUGAGCUAGUAAUUAAUCCAAGGCUGGAAUUGCACUUCAGACAUUUAGGAUAGGAUUCCAAGAACUCAAAAGUUGAAAGAAAAAAAAAAAAGAAAGAAAGAAGAAAAA
Molecule: messenger RNA, 2626 nt
Organism: Jaculus jaculus (lesser Egyptian jerboa)
Lineage: Eukaryota; Metazoa; Chordata; Mammalia; Rodentia; Dipodidae
Gene: Ldb3
Product: LIM domain binding 3
Exons: 14
Coding region: 151-2340 (729 amino acids)
Biological process (GO): heart development; actin cytoskeleton organization; muscle structure development
Cellular component (GO): filamentous actin; adherens junction; Z disc
Molecular function (GO): muscle alpha-actinin binding; actin binding
Source: RefSeq, a predicted model, not a curated record